CUGGAGGGCUGUAGGUAUACUGCUGGGCAGCAGCAGACGCAUGCAUCUGGAGGAGUCAGCAACCCCAACAUUUCAAGAGAGAAGCUUUGACAUUGCACCAGCGACCUUGUUGGUGUAAACCACACUGACAGUUCUGCACUGAUGGGGAGGAGGAAAUAUCCUUUAUCACAUGUGCACUAGGGUUUUGCUACCUCGAUGUCCAUUGUUGAGCCAGAAAGAGAGUGAAAAGGGCUAAGUCAGCCCCUGCUGAUAGAGGCACACAAGCAAUACAACUGUACCUGUACACUGUACCGUGACCUCUUGAUGUACAACGGAGCCAUGACUGAACACAAGGACGUUAGCAACAAUCCUGUUGCUGCUACUUCAAUCUCACCCACACCUCCUCAGCGUCAUGAGGAUGAUGAUGAUGAUGAAGAACAAGACCUGAACAAGACCUUGGGGGUGCAGCGCUUUCAGCAGAUCCUCAGCCAACCUAUCCGUGGUCCUCCUGAAAAGCACCAUACCUUCAAUGAGGAGGACAUUGAAUACCACCGUCAUUCUUCCCUCCAUAUCCACCACCCACUGUCCAAACUACCCCUGGAGGGGAAGAAGAAGAAGAGUGGCAAGAAGAAGAGGGAGGCAGGACGAAGGCGGGCAUCUGGUUCUGGUGAGGCCAGCGGAGCCCCCACCAUAGAAGAAGAAGAGGAAGAGGAUGGGAAGGAAGACACAACCACGGCAACCCCUGACACUGACAGUGAUAUGCACAAUGAGGAUGACCAGUUCUUCCUGUCAGAUGGCCCUGCUGCAUCAAGCCCUUGUAAGAAUGGCCAUAUCCCUGUUCCUGGGCAAAUUACCAUUCUACCCCAGACAGCCCUGGCCACAUGCACCAACCUACCAGAUGCCACUCCUACUGAUGAUCCAGAUUCUAUCUGUACUCCUCACAAAGGAAGGAACAGUCUGUCCCCUGUCCCCUCUGCUCUGUCCCUGGAAUCUGCCAGCCCGCCUAGCAGGGGCUCCACCCCCUCUUCAUCCUCUAAAGCGCCCCCAAGUGGCCGUGGCAGCUACGGUCUCCAUGAGAGGCGGCGCAUGGGCAACAUGACAGGCAGUCUGCACCGCGUUGCCACCGACGACAGCGAAGCUCAGACGUUGGCCUCUGCAGACCUAGACGGCAUCAAGAGUCACCGGUUUGAGGAUGUGCCCGGAGUGCGACGUCACCUGGUCAAAAAGAGCCCCAAGGGACCGGUGGUGCACAUCACCAAGAACCACACAGAACCCAGCGCCCGCAACCGCAAGUUGGAUCGCACCCCACAUGAGGUCUUUGUUGAGCUAAACGAGUUGGUGAUUAAUAAGAACCAGGAGAUGCAGUGGAGGGAGACGGCACGCUGGAUCAAGUUUGAAGAGGACGUGGAGGAGGAGACCGAGCGCUGGGGCAAACCGCAUGUGUCUUCGCUCUCUUUCCGUAGUCUGCUGGCGCUCCGCAAGACCAUCUCCCGUGGGGCCGUACUUCUUGACUUGGAUCAGAAGACCUUGCCGGGUAUUGCUCAUCAGGUGGUGGAGCAGAUGAUCAUCUCAGACCAGAUUAAAGCUGAGGAUCGAGCCAAUGUCCUCAGAGCACUACUUUUAAAACAUAGUCAUCCAAGUGAUGAGAAGGAGUACAGUUCCUUCUCCAGAAACAUCUCAGCAGCCAGUCUGGGUUCUCUGGUGGUGACUCAUCAAAGCACCAACCAUGCAGGCCAGCCCGAGCCCUCUGUCACUGAACCCCUCAUGGGUGAAAGAGGGGCCGCAGGGGCCCCCAUGGACACGCACAUCGACGUGGAGAAGAAUGAGAAAGAUGCUCAUGCGGUAUUGGGCAUGCAGAGGUCCAAGUCCAAGCAUGAGCUCAAGCUUAUGGAGAAGAUCCCUGAGAAUGCAGAAGCCACUGUGGUUCUCGUGGGCAGCGUGGCCUUCUUAGAGCAACCCUCCAUGGUGUUCGUGCGCCUACAGGAGGCGGUCCUGCUGGAGUCGGUGUUGGAGGUGCCUGUCCCCGUGCGUUUCCUCUUCCUGCUGCUCGGCCCCCCCACCGCCAAUAUUGACUACCACCAGAUUGGGCGAUCCAUCUCUACGUUGAUGUCUGACAAGAACUUUCAUGCGGCUGCGUAUUCAGCGGAUGAGCAUAAGGAUCUGCUGAAUGCUAUCAACUGUUUCCUGGACUGCAGUAUCGUGCUGCCCCCAUCUGAGGUGGGUGGAGAGGAGCUACUGCGCUCGGUGGCUCGCUUCCAAAGAGAGAUGCUCCGCAAGAGGGAAGAACAGGAUGGAAAUAUACAGGCCAAAGAACCCAAGACCCAUAAAGACAAAGCUCUACAAUUGCCUUUCAAGCCUGUGGAUGAUCCCCUCCGAAGGUCAGGGCGAUUGUUUGGUGGACUGAUCUGUGACGCUGCACAGCGCUACCCCAAAUAUGUCAGCGACUUCAAAGAUGCGCUGAACCCUCAGUGCAUGGCUGCGAUCAUCUUUAUCUACUUUGCUGCCCUGUCACCUGCAAUCACCUUCGGUGGACUGCUGGGUGAGAAAACCGAGGGCCUCAUUGGUGUGUCUGAACUGAUCAUUGCCACUGCCAUGCAGGGGGUGGUCUUCAAUCUACUGGGGGCUCAGCCUCUUCUGGUCGUGGGUUUUUCUGGUCCCCUGCUGGUCUUCGAAGAGGCCUUCUACUCUUUCUGCAAGGCCAACUAUAUGGAGUACCUGACUGGCCGUGUGUGGAUCGGGUUCUGGCUGGUCCUCAUUGUGGUUAUCACUGUGGCCUUUGAGGGCAGCUUCCUGGUGCGCUUUGUUUCACGCUUCACCCAGGAGAUCUUCUCCUUCCUCAUCUCCCUCAUCUUCAUCUACGAGACUUUCUCUAAACUGGCCAAGAUUUUUCAAGAGCAUCCUCUCCGGAGCUGCUGUUCAGGUAUUAACUCGACAACGUUGCCGACCUGCAACACCACUGUGGAUGGUGUACCUGGGCAUUUUGCAGGAGAACCCAACACUGCCCUCUUGUCUCUGGUCCUCAUGUCUGGAACGUUCUUCAUCGCUUUCUAUCUACGCAAGUUCAAGAACAGUUCUUUCUUCCCUGGUGGGCUCCGCAGAAUGAUUGGUGAUUUUGGGGUACCAAUUGCAAUUCUCAUCAUGGUGUUGGUGGACUUCAGCAUUAAAGACACAUUCACUCAGAAGCUGAGUGUGCCUCGAGGUCUCUCAGUGACCAGCCCACAGAAGCGAGGUUGGCUGAUCCCUCCUCUGGGUUCAGACGGACAGUUCCCCGUGUGGAUGAUGGCCGCCAGCAUCUUGCCAGCCCUGCUUGUUUUCAUCCUCAUCUUCAUGGAGACACAGAUCACCACAUUGAUAGUGUGUAAGAAGGAGCGCAUGUUGGUAAAGGGCUCUGGGUUUCAUCUGGACCUCCUCAUCAUUGUGGCCAUGGGCGGGGUCUCAGCCCUCUUUGGACUGCCCUGGUUGGCUGCCACCACAGUGCGCUCGGUUACCCACGCCAAUGCCCUUACUGUCAUGAGCAAGGCUGUCGCCCCUGGUGACAAGCCUCGUAUCCAGGAAGUGAAGGAGCAGAGGGUGACUGGGCUUUUCGUGGCUUUGUUUGUUGGUCUGUCCAUAGUGAUCGGAGAUCUGCUGCGACAGAUCCCUCUUGCUGUGCUCUUCGGGAUCUUCCUCUACAUGGGUGUGAUGUCACUUAAUGGUAUCCAAUUUACAGAGCGCCUGUUGUUGCUGCUAAUGCCACCAAAGUACCACCCCGACCACACGUAUGUGCGCAAGGUAAAGACCCUGCGUAUGCACUUGUUCACAACUAUCCAGCUGAUAUCUUUGGCUGUGCUCUGGGCAGUCAUGUCCACCGUGGCUUCCCUUGCCUUCCCUUUUGUCCUGAUCCUCACAAUCCCAGUCAGGAUGUACCUCCUGCCUUGGAUCUUCACCAAGCGUGAGAUGCAGUGUUUGGACUCAGAUGAUGGAGAACCAACAUUUGAUGAGAAGGAGGGUCAGGAUGAAUACACUGAGAUGCACAUGCCCAUAUGAGCCAGCACUCUUUAUGGAUCCAGGCAGCCACGCCAACAUGACCAACAUUCUGCCAAAUUCUUCAAUAGUAUUCUGUGAUGGUUUUAUAGAUUUUAUUUGUGGUUUUAAAAGAUACAAUAGGUGAGAUCUUUUCAGUUAAAGGAUUACGUUUCGUCCCCUAAAAACAUGUUGUGUAAGCUAAUGAGGCCCACUGAGGGUUGUUUAGCAACACAGCUAGCUCAGUGCCAGUGGAAUGUAAAUGUCUAAUUAUUGGAGUUGCCCAUUAGUAGCCAGACAAUUAUGUUCCAGAAAUCUGGUUCCAGCCAAUCUCCUUCAGCGAGGCAGACUUUCCUCCUUGCCUUAUUGUGUGAAACCACUGUCAAUCAAACUCAAGCUGGAGGAAAGCACAGAAGCUCAAUUGGGGGCGCUGUUUCUCAUAUUUGAAUUUAUUUUAUAACAUUAUCUAGUGCAGCUUUAAUUUUCAGUACCAAAAUCAUGUUUUUUUAUAUUUUGCAUUUUGGAGAGUGUAUUGUGUUGUUUGUAUUUUGGGGGGCUAAUGCUGCCUUAGUCCAUUUUGUAUGCAUUGUAUCUUUGGGGUAUUUUAGAUAGGAGUGCGACACACUGAUAUUGUACUAUAAUAUGCAAGUUUUAGUUCAAAUAUUCCUAAUUUACCAAGCACUUAAUUAAACUUUUGGUAGAAAAUUAUUAAAUACAUGUAUUCAAUUUGCCAUCAUCACAUGAUCACGUAUGGUACAUGUACAAUUUUGCACAAUAUCCAUCAUGCCCACUCCAAUAUGCACAAUUCCAUCUGGUAAUCAAGUAACACUCAUCAUGUAAAAGACCGUACACUACUUUAAAACUAGAUGUAAUAAUAAUACAAAUAAUAUUUUGAAUUAAGAAAUGUUCUCAGUGGGACAAAAUCAAAGCCCUCUUGAUCAGCACCAUUUACCUGACCGCUCAGUGGUUAGAGCACUGGAAAGCAGAACAAGAGGUCGUAGUUUCAACUAUUCCAUUUACUGUAAAUAUCUUUGGACUCUGUUAAAUGACAUGAAUACAAACAGUUUCAUUCAAAUUAAUAAAGGGUACAGUUACUGGUACCUGGGUCACAUUUCUUCACAAUGAUUACCUUCAGAGAUAACAUAAAUAAUUAUGUAAACAGGGUUUGAAAAGCAUAAUGCAAUUAAAAAUAAACGUUUUUUUUUACAUUUAGAGUUAAGAAUCGCUCUUCAGUGCAUGCAAUAAAUAAUUUAAUUGAAAAUAUACAUAUUUUUAUAUUGCCUAUUUUUAAAUAUAAAAUAGGCAGACAUAUUUAUGUUCAAACUACAUUAAGAAUGUUUGGGCAUUUCCUUGUAAUCCUAAACGUUCAGUUGACUUUGCUAUAUGGUUCUGACCAUGUCACCUAUGGUAAAAAUGACUUUGCCAAACCAUGUACCAAUCAUUAUUAGUCAGAUACAAUUAAAAGCAAGGUGAAGACGAUGAAGAUCAAAAUUCACAUUGUUGGUUCUCUGUUCUUUCGAAUAUUCCACACUUAUUUACAAAGGUAGCUUUGACAAAGCCUACAAGGACAUUCUGUUUAUUUUCACACCACAGUUGAUUUAGAGGAGGUACCUUAGGCAGGGGGUUGGAAAUCUGUAUUCCUUCUCAGAAUGGUCCUUUUCUAUUGGCUCGUACACCGUUGGAACACUAGCAGGGCCAAAUAUCCUUACUACAUGGUCGUGGACGACAAACACGGGGUCAAUAAGCAGGUCCAAUUGCGAAGUAGUUCGAUCGAAGCAUGUCGUUUUUCUUAGUUCUUAACAGUUCUGAACCUAUUCUGUCUUCAAGCUUCAGGCUACUAUCCCUAUCUCGCAGGGGAUCAUCAGCUCAGAAUGUUGCAGCCUAGUCGAUUUUUGUUUAAUAGUCUAUAGCGUGUUAACACUGGAUACUAAUUGAACGAUUAAUGUGACUCGCUACAGGUUGUCUUGAAAUACCCACUCUGUGCAACAAAUAACGACGCCAUACGUUUACAUUAUAAAUUGAAAACUAAUAUCACACUUUUUCAUGUAAUUUUGUAGCUGAUUGUCGUGCGUAGCAGCCUCCACCUUUUGUCUCCUUUUUUCUCGCAUCUUUUCCUUUGGAGUUCCUCCCCCUGCGGCGCUGGGCGGAGUUUCCUACCGAACUAGACGCUCCUUUUGUCGGAUCCGUUUCGACUUGACUCCCCGGGGUUGACGGCUUAAAAAAUAUACUUUAACCAACCAAAAAUUAUUACCGCAAAUACUUAUCAGUGUCAUACCAACGCUGGUGUCAAACUGUCACAGAAGCCAGCUAGAGAGCCGGAUAGUUGACCUGCACGGAGACGCUGCACCAUGAACGGCAGCAGCAUUGCCGUGUCCUCGGCCUCCCAGGCUAGCCGGAUAAAGACGGAGCCAGAUGAGUGGAGUAAGGAAGAGUGUCUUACUCUAUUGGAGAGGAUCCGUAGCUUGCUGCCUGAUUUGGAUGGCAUGAAGUACAAGACCACAGAGUCUCACUUUGACUGGGAGAAGGUCUGCUUUGGUGGUUUCACUAGUGACAUGUGCAAACUAAAGUGGCAAAAGGUGUCAACAGAGGUAAACUAGAGGAAAUCAUGUAUAUGUCACUACUGAUGUUAAAGGGAGAAAAAAAGAGGAAGGGGAGAAAAGGCCAAAAGGUUUUUUUUAUGGUAGGAAUAUGUUUUUUUGUGUUCAGGUGCGCAAAUAUCGGACCAUGACCGAGCUCAUUGUUGAUGCAAUUGAGUAUGUAAAGAACCCUUACAAAGGGAAGAAAUUGAAGACGCACCCUGACUUCCCAAAGAAGCCCCUCACGCCAUAUUUCCGUUUCUUCAUGGAGAAACGAGCCAAGUAUGCAAAGAUUCACCCAGAGAUGAGCAACUUGGACCUGACCAAAAUUCUUUCAAAGAAAUACAAGGAGCUCCCAGAAAAGAAAAAG
Messenger RNA from Hypomesus transpacificus, 6927 nucleotides. RefSeq names its product anion exchange protein 2-like. The record is from RefSeq and is a predicted model, not a curated record. The coding region runs from base 304 to 4005 and encodes 1233 amino acids. Gene Ontology annotation, cellular component: basolateral plasma membrane; apical plasma membrane; plasma membrane. Lineage: Eukaryota; Metazoa; Chordata; Actinopteri; Osmeriformes; Osmeridae. Gene Ontology annotation, molecular function: monoatomic anion transmembrane transporter activity; solute:inorganic anion antiporter activity. Gene Ontology annotation, biological process: bicarbonate transport; transmembrane transport; regulation of intracellular pH. The transcript has 27 exons.